Messenger RNA from Impatiens glandulifera, 2431 nucleotides. Its product is annotated as dammarenediol II synthase-like. Gene Ontology annotation, molecular function: beta-amyrin synthase activity. The record is from RefSeq and is a predicted model, not a curated record. Gene Ontology annotation, cellular component: lipid droplet. The transcript is spliced from 18 exons. Gene Ontology annotation, biological process: triterpenoid biosynthetic process. Lineage: Eukaryota; Viridiplantae; Streptophyta; Magnoliopsida; Ericales; Balsaminaceae. Bases 37 to 2325 code for a protein of 762 amino acids.
UCUCGAAGUAUAGUAAUCAUAUAUAGAUCUUGAAAUAUGUGGAAGUUGAAAGUUGGAGAAGGGAAUGGAGUACCAUACUUGUACAGCACCAACAAUUAUGUCGGGAGACAAAUAUGGGAAUUCGAUCCAAACGGAGGCACCUCGGACCAGAUAGAGGCUGUCGAAAGAGCCCGACAAGAUUACAUGACUAACCAUAACAAGGACAUGUCUCGCGCCCUCCCCUGCGCCGACCUUCUUAUGCGCAUGCAGCUUAAAAGGGAGAACAGCCAUAUAGAUUUGAGCAUACCAACGGUUAGAGUUGGGGUCGGAGAAGAAGUCAGCUAUGAAGCUGCCACGACGGCUUUAAGGAAAGGAAUUCGACUCAACAGAGCAAUCCAAGCCAGUGAUGGACAUUGGCCGGCUGAAAAUGCCGGUCCAAUGUUUUUCACUCCACCCCUUAUCAUUGUUCUUUACAUAAGCGGAGCCAUAAACACCAUUCUCACAGAAGAACACAAGAAGGAGCUUAAACGUUACAUUUAUCUUCAUCAAAAUGAGGAUGGAGGAUGGGGAUUCUAUAUAGAGGGGCACAGCACCAUGAUUGGCUCAGCGUUGAGCUAUGUGGCUCUUCGACUUCUUGGCGAGGGCCCUCACGAUGGAAUUAUGAUGACCCGAGCAAGAAAAUGGAUUCUUGAUAAUGGUGGCGCAACUGGAAUACCCUCUUGGGGAAAGACUUAUCUUUCAGUCCUUGGUGUGUAUGAGUGGUCAGGCUGCAACCCUAUUCCUCCUGAAUUCUGGCUUUUUCCAUCAUAUCUCCCUUUUCAUCCAGCAAAAAUGUUGUGUUUAUGUCGCACUACGUACAUGCCUAUGUCCUACCUCUAUGGUAAAAAAUAUCAUGGUCCCGUUACUGACCUAGUUAAGUCAAUAAGGGAAGAGAUCCAUACGAUGCCCUAUCACGAAAUCAAUUGGAACCGAGCCCGCCAUGAUUGUUGCAAGGAGGAUUUGUAUUACCCUCAUACAAUUGUCCAAGAUUUACUAUGGGAUGGGCUUCAUUAUUUGAGCGAACCGGUCAUGAACCGAUGGCCAUUCAAUAAGAUCCGUGAGAGAGCCUUAAAAAAAACGAUCAAGUACAUGCGCUACGCAGCUGAGAGCACUAGAUACAUCACUAUUGGUUGUGUAGAGAAAAGCUUGCAAAUGAUGUGUUGGUGGGCGGAGGAUCCGAAUGGCGACGAAUUCAAAUAUCAUCUCGCAAGAGUUCCCGAUUACUUGUGGCUUGCAGAAGAUGGAAUGAAAGUGCAAAGCUUUGGGAGUCAAUUGUGGGAUUGUGCAUUGGCAACUCAAGCAAUCUUGGCUAGUGGUAUGGUUGAUGAAUAUGGGGAUGCCCUCAAGAAAGCUCAUUUUUUCAUACAACAAUCACAGAUCAAAGAAAACCCUGCUGGUGAUUACAAAAAAAUGUACCGACACUUCACAAAAGGGUCUUGGACUUUCUCUGAUCAAGAUCAAGGUUGGGCCGUCUCAGACUGCACCGCCGAGGCAUUGAAGUGCUUAAUCACACUUUCGCAAAUGCCCGAAGAAAUUGUUGGGAAGAAACCCCAUGUAGAGCGAUUGUUCGAAGCUGUUAACGCCAUGCUUUACUUACAGAGUCCUGAAAGUGGGGGCUUUGGCGUUUGGGAGCCACCAGUUUCACUUCCAAUGCUGCAGAUGUUGAAUCCCUCAGAAUGUUUUGCUGACAUUGUGGUGGAGAUGGAGCAUGUGGAAACCACCGCAUCAAUAAUAACAGCUCUAGUAAAUUUCAAGUUUCUUCAUCCGUGGUAUCGCAAGAAUGAAAUUGACAUUGCAGUUUCAAAAGCAUUGAGAUUCUUGGAACGUAGACAAUGUUCCGAUGGUUCAUGGUAUGGAUAUUGGGGCAUUUGCUUCAUCUAUGCAACAUUUUUCGUGCUAAGAAGUUUGAAUGCGUGCGGAAAGACAAACGAUAAUUGCGAAGUUAUUCGUAAGGGUGUCAAUUUUUUGCUUUCGAUUCAGAAUGAAGAAGGUGGUUGGGGAGAGAGCCUUGAAUCUUGCCCAUCCAUGACAUAUCAACCAUUGGAAGGAAAUAGGACAAAUUUGGUGCAAACAUCAUGGGCCUUGUUGGGCCUUCUUUAUGGUGGACAGGCUGAGAGAGAUCCAGGUCCUUUACAUAAAGCAGCGAAGCUCUUGAUAAAUUCACAGCUUGACGAUGGAGAUUUUCCUCAACAAGAAAUAACAGGAGUAUACAUGAAGAAUUGUAUGUUACAUUACGCACAAUACAGGAAUAUUUAUCCAACAUGGGCGCUUGGAGAAUAUAAGAGGCGAAUUUGGCAAACCGUGUAAUUAAUUAACUAAUCAGUUUCAUUUGUUGAAUAGUUUAAUAAAUAUUGACAAGUACUAUGAUCCAAUAUUUAAUAAUUAUGUGAUCAAAGCACGUAUUUCACAGUGA